GUCCGGCCAUGCCAGCUGUCUAGCUUAGCUACGUCAGCUAGCCAGCCAGCCAGCAGCUGUUCGUUCUCCUCGACAAGCUCCGGCUGCAGGCAGCUCCAACACACCCCCAAUGCCCCCCCCCCGACCCGACGUGUCCGUCCCACAGCUCCGCUAACCAGCCGUUGCCCCCCCUACGUGCAGGCACAAAAUAUUCCAGCCCGCCGCCAGACCUAAAACCCCCUUCUCUCGUCCACCAACCGACCGGCGACACAGCCAGCUCCUAUUCGCAAACCCCCCAAAAAAUCCUGCAAACCCAACGCCCGCCCUCCUUGCACCGGAAAAGAAUCAACCGUCGCAAUGGCUGACACUGCUGACGCGCCUGCGGCCGUCAACGGCGGCUCUCUGCUCGACAACACCAAGACCAGCGCCGCCGCUGCCUUCGACUCCGUGACCAACGGCCCCGUUGCACAGAACGUCAAGGACCACUCUGCAAAGGCCUCGGCCGAGCUCUCCAACCUGGCCGCUUCCCGCAAGACGCCUGACAACCCGGCUGCCACCGGCCAGCCUCUGACACACUACCACUCCUUUUUCUCGGAGCUUCUGUCGUGGAAGAACCCUCGUGCCUCUGCCAUUGCCUACGCCUCCAUCGUCUCCCUCAUUUUCGCCGCCCGAUACCUCGAUGUCAUCCGCUGGGCUUUCAAGCUGUCGUGGAUGGCUCUCGCCGUCACCGUCAGCGCCGAGGCUGCCGGUAAGCUCGUCCUCAGCCACGGACUGGCCACGCAGAUGCGUCCCCGCCGCUACUACACCGUUUCGCGAGCGACUCUCGACAGCAUGAUUGGCGACGUCCACGAGCUCGUCAACUUUUUCGUCAUCGAGGCCCAGCGUAUCCUCUUCGCUGAGAACCUCGGUGCUUCUGCUGCUGCUUGCGUCGCGGCCUUCAUCUCCUACUACCUGGUUAAGCUUGUGCCGUACUGGGGCCUGGCUGUCAUUGGCACCACCGUCGCCUUCUUUGUUCCCCUCAUCUACACGACCAACCAGGAGCUCAUCGACCACCACCUCAAGAACGCCUCGGAUGCGAUCGGCGCCCAGACGGCUCAGGUCCGCACUGUUGCUCAGAAGCAGGCCGACCACCUCGCCGCCGUGGGCAAGCAGUAUGCGGGUGACUACACCGGCAAGGUCCAGGAGAUGCUGCGUGGCCGUAGUGCCUCGCCCUCUGCCUCUGUCAAGCCCGCCCCCGUGCCCGUCGCCAAGCAGCCCGUCUUCCCCGUCCCGCCGACCGAGGAGCCCCAGAAGCAGAAGGUUGCAGAGCCCGAGCCGGUGCCCGCGCCCGUGUCGGAGCCGCUCGGCGAGGUUCCCGCGGACCCUGUUGCUGCUGAGCAGGAACCUCUGGUGGCGACUUAGGUGGCUCACCACAACAAGUUCCACGAGCACACGAAGUGAGGCAAAGGCAUAGCUAGGCUAGGCGACGAACCUGUAACCGUCCUUUUACGAGGCAUAUGUUCUUUCCCCGACAUUGGCAUCGGUAGCGGGGUUGGCAAAGCCGGCGUUUGUGAUGCGCCCCCGGCUGCUGCAUUUCCUCGCGACCCUUUCGGCUUGCCCUGAGGUCAGUCGAGACGGACGAAAAACAACUUUGGAGAAGCGCUUGCGUUUGGGCACCCCGCGGCACGACGCGCGCGCGAGGUAUCGAGUAACCGGUCAGGCUUGAGAUUGUAGGACAUGGUUUUCACGGUGGCCUGCUAGCGAUCCCGACAUGAGUUAAAACUUUAUUAAUGGACACGGUAAUGAGU
Molecule: messenger RNA, 1766 nt
Organism: Purpureocillium takamizusanense
Lineage: Eukaryota; Fungi; Ascomycota; Sordariomycetes; Hypocreales; Ophiocordycipitaceae
Exons: 5
Coding region: 337-1380 (347 amino acids)
Source: RefSeq, a predicted model, not a curated record